AUGACCCCUGCCCACGUGGUCGCACCUACGGCGAGUCAGGGCGGGGAGGGGGAGGGGAGGGGCCUCGAGGAGUCGGUGCCAAGAGGAGCGAAAAGACCAGACCACCCUCGGCUCCCCCUCCCCUCACCCCGCCGGAUCGCAAGGCUCGCAGCUGCUGUGGCAAUGAGGCCGCUCACCUGCGCGGGCCACAAGCACUCGCAGCCUGUGGUGGAUUUGGCCUUCAGUGGCAUCACGCCUUACGGCUAUUGCCUAAUCAGUGCUUGCAAAGAUGGUAAACCUAUGCUACGCCAGGGAGAUACAGGAGACUGGACUGGAACAUUUUGGGGUCAUAAGGGUGCUGUUUGGGAUGCAACAGUAAAUAAGGAUGCCACCAAAGCGGCUACAGCAGCUGCAGAUUUCACAGCCAAAGUGUGGGAUGCUGUCUCAGGAGAUGAAUCGAUGACCCUGGCUCAUAAAUACAUUGCCAAGACGGAUUUUACACAGGAUAGUAAUUACUUGUUAACCGGGGGACAGGAUAAACUGUUAGGCAUAUAUGACUUGAACAAACCUGAGGCAGAACCUAAGGAAAUCAGUGGUCAUACCUCUGGUAUUAAAAAGGUUCUAUGGUGCAGCGAGGAUAAACAGAUCCUUUCAGCUGAUGAUAAAACUGUUCGCCUUUGGGAUCAUGCUACUAUGACAGAAGUGAAAUCUCUAAAUUUUAAUAUGUCUGUUAGCAGUAUGGAAUAUAUUCCUGAGGGAGAGAUCUUGGUAAUAACUUACGGACGAUCUAUUACUUUUCACAGUGCAGUAAGUUUGGACCCAAUUAAAUCUUUUGAAGCUCCUGCAACCAUCAAUUCUGCAUCUCUUCAUCCUGAGAAAGAAUUUCUUGCUGCAGGGGGUGAAGAUUUUAAACUUUAUAAGUAUGAUUGUAAUAGUGGAGAAGAAUUAGAAUCCUAUGAAGGACACUUUGGUCCCAUUCACUGUGUGAGGUUUAGUCCUGAUGGAGAACUCUAUGCUAGUGGUUCUGAAGAUAGAACAUUGAGACUAUGGCAGACUGUGGUAGGAAAAACAUACAGCCUUUGGAAAUGUGUGCUUCCUGAAGAAGAUAGUGGUGAGCUGGCAAAGCCGAAGAUCAGUUUUCCAGAGACAGUGGAAGAGGAGCUAGAAGAAAUUGCUGCAGAGAAUUCUGAUUCCAUCUAUAGUUCAACUCCUGAAGUUAAGGCCUGAGUAUCAGGCAGAUGUACACAACUU
Messenger RNA from Eubalaena glacialis (North Atlantic right whale), 1230 nucleotides. Its product is annotated as serine-threonine kinase receptor-associated protein-like. NCBI's taxonomy places the organism in Eukaryota, Metazoa, Chordata, Mammalia, Artiodactyla, Balaenidae. The record is from RefSeq and is a predicted model, not a curated record. Gene Ontology annotation, molecular function: protein binding; RNA binding. Gene Ontology annotation, cellular component: SMN complex. Gene Ontology annotation, biological process: spliceosomal snRNP assembly.